CUAUCUUUUAUAGCCUAAGAAAACAGACAGCUGACAACACUUUUGGUUGCAGUAAGAUUAUGGAAAGUCUAAGCCUACUGGUUAUACUGACAGCACUGCAAGGCUGCCAUUUACAGAUACUGCAUGUAACCCAGAUGCCUUCAGCGAGUGCCGUACCAGGCAGCAACAUAACUUUAGAAUGUACCUACGGCCUCAGUAGCUUAUAUGAGAUGAGUGCCGGUUCGUUUAAAUGGUACAGGCAUGUACUGAAUGGUGAUGAGAUUUCAAAUACAAACAAACAUUAUAAAGGCAGAAUUGUAAGAACAAAUCAAGAUGAUUUCAAGAAGAAAAAGUUAGCUAACAUUGAACUGCAGAGAGUGGAGAUCACAGACACCGGGAUAUAUAUAUGUGAAGUUUCUGUAAUAUCCAUAACGACAAUAACAGAAUAUGGGAAAGGGACAUUUCUUAAUGUUACAGGUGUUCCAGAUGUAAUUCCUAAACAAACCCCUUUUAUCGUACCUGUGUGUGUAAUUGGAGGAAUUCUCAUCAUUUUCAUUUCAUCUGCAGUUUUAUUAAAACAUGUCAGACAAGGUAAGAAAUAUCUGGAAAAUACAAUGUAAUACUAACGCAAAGUAUGAUGUUUUAAAUACAGUUGAAGUGGUAAUACAGACUGUAGGGUUAAACACCCCACCUACCUCACAGGGGACUCAUUAAUAGUUUCCAGAGAAAGCUUUAAAGUGCAGUUGUUUAGAAGACAGUGCAGGCCCACUGAUUCAGCUCCAAGAUAAGCAAUACAGCCAUGUUAGGAUUAAAUAAGACUUGCCAAAACAGGGGGGGGGGCUAUGGUAUAGUGGUGGGGUAAGCAAUAUGUGGCCAUAUAGUGUGAUGGAAACUUAAAUAUUUAUGCCUCAAAUAGGUGCUUUUAAAUAGCAUAUGCUGGGUAUAUUGCUGGGUACAGUGCCUUC
Messenger RNA from Spea bombifrons (plains spadefoot toad), 944 nucleotides. Its product is annotated as natural cytotoxicity triggering receptor 3-like. The transcript has 3 exons. NCBI's taxonomy places the organism in Eukaryota, Metazoa, Chordata, Amphibia, Anura, Pelobatidae. The record is from RefSeq and is a predicted model, not a curated record. The coding region runs from base 60 to 599 and encodes 179 amino acids. Gene Ontology annotation, biological process: positive regulation of natural killer cell mediated cytotoxicity; immune response-activating cell surface receptor signaling pathway.